UGCUACUGGAGGGAGUGACCCAAGUAUAUAAAUGCCUAUAUCGGUCAUGGCCAAGGUUUGUUUUGGUGAAGAAGCCGUUUAGGAGAUGAUGCGGACGGGAUAGCGGUGAUUUCAAGUCUGGUUUCAUCCAACAUGAUCGAGUUACUUCUGAUGUUGCUACUGAUUGGAGCAGGUCUCCAGCCUUCAUCAUCAAUCGAAGAGGAAGAAGAAAAGCCUGAUGUCAAGUAUAAAGGACCCAUCGUGUACACCAAUCUGCCACCUCCAGUGCUGUACUUUCCCAAGUUCCCCACAAAGCCAAAACUAUCAAAUAGAGGUUCUUCAGGGGACUUAGAAGACAAAAAGGUGGAAUAUGUUCCCUUUCCGUACAAAGAUUUACCUCUUCUGGUCUAUCAAUCCGAUAGCCAGCCACCGGUACAUGUAGUCGAAAAAUCUCCUAGUCAAGAUACAAGUCCAGAGGUCACGACAAUGUCUGACGAAAAAGAUCAAAUUAUAAACUCCGCUUACCAGACAGGUCCCGCUAUAUAUCAGAUUUCGAGCAAUAUGCAGAGUAAUCAGCCUCAGUAUUCUAAUGCGCAAUCUACCAACACUCAGUCAAAUUUAAACCACCAAUAUACAGGCAACAUCAUGACUUCUGGACAACAGCAUUUUGUUGGUACUGGUAGUCCGCAAAAUCAGCAGUACAUAAGUAUCGGCGUUUCUCCCAUACAAACUCAAGUAUCAAAUGCUGGACUUCAAAGUAUUCCGAACGCUCCUCCACCUCAAAUGUCAGUGCCAGCUAGUCAAUAUCAGCAACAGCAAAAUACCAUGCCUAAUCAAGUACAAUAUCCAGGGCAGCAAAAUAGUGAUCAACAGCAAUACAGCAUGACUACACAAAUGCACAACUCAAAUGAACAGCAAAUGACUCCAGUGUCAUCUCAAGUGCCAUACUCUGGACAUACUCUGGAUGCUCAACAGUAUCAGCAAGGGCAAUACCAAGAACAACAAAAUAUGAAAUUUUCACAAAAUACACCAAAUUCAAUGCAAGUUCCAGCAAAUCCACAACUGAUCGCACAACAAUUACAGGCUCAUCAGCAAGUGCAGCUUCUUAUACAGCAAAAACUCUUGCAACAGCAAGCACAGCAGCAGCAACAGUUCCAGACAUAUUCAGAACAGCAAGAUAAAAAUCCUCAAUCUGGGAAGCCAGUAGUGAUUCAAAUGAGACCUGGAACAAGUUCGCAACCGCAGCAGCAUUUGGGUAUUUCCAUAUCAACGAUCCAGCAACCUCUAAUUCAAGUUAAUCCCAAACAACAGCAACCUUACGAAGGAGAUUCAUCCUAUCAAGUUAUGCCCCAGUUGCAUCAACAUGCUUCUCAGCAACAAAUACCUCAACAGCAGCAUAUGGUUCAACAACAGAUGCCACAACAAUAUAUGUCUCAGCAACAAAUAUCACAGCAGCAAAUGUCUCACCCGGAAACGCUGCAACAGUACAUGCCUCAGCAGCAAAUUCCACAACAACAUAUGACUCAGCAAACGCCACAGCAACAUAUGACUCAGCAAAUGCCACAACAACAUAUGACUCAGCAAAUGCCACAACAACAUAUGACUCAGCAAAUGCCACAACAACAUAUGACUCAGCAAAUGCCACAACAACAUAUGACUCAGCAAAUGCCACAACAACAUAUGACUCAGCAACCGCAAAUGCCACAACAACUUAAGACUCAGCAAAUGCCACAACAAUAUACAUCUCAACAUCAGAUGCACCAGCAGCAGCAACAACAAACGUAUUCAAAUGCUGACCAAGAUAAUGAGUCAGAUAACCCCCAAUAUGUAAGCAUCGGUGUUUAUCCUUUUAAUAUACCAGCAAGUCCCGAUAAUCAAAAUAUUCAGCAAUACUCUAACGCAAUGAUGCCACCUCAAAAGGACCAAUCUCAAAGUAAUAAUGAUUUAGGAUCGAAAGAAGAAAAUCAAAAUAUGAAUUUGAUGAGUGUACAGAAGCAGCAGAUGUCACCUGAUAGUUCACAAAUGCAUUCUAAUACAGGUUAUCAAUUUAUAAGCAUAGACCUUUCUACGAUUGCUAAUCAAAAUGCAAUUUACCAAAUGAAUUCAUUGGCUGAACAAAACCAGCAAUCUGAUUCUCAUGAACAGAUGGAAGCUAACCAAGAACAAAGUUAUGGAGGAAAUUCGUAUGACCCGCCCCGAAAAGAAAACGUUCAACAGAUAUUAAUUCACAUUCCUCACAAUUUAUUAUCAGAGCAGCAAUCGCAAUCACAAAAUCACAUGGCAAAAGAGGCAGAAUUACCAUACACAGGAGCAGCGCAAGUGGUAAACUUCGUAGAUGGAUCGAACAAAAUCUCAAACAGUCAUUUAAGUGUUCCAAAAUUUAAUGGUGAUAGACAACAUCACCUACAAACACGUCCCACGUUUGGUCGCCCUUCCUCUUCCCAGCGUGUUCCAAAACAGGUUACACAUGGAGGAGGUGGACUAAGCUUUAGCAUGAGCCAAGCCAAUUUUCCACAUUCAUUAAACAUCCAGAAACCAGAUUUCGCCGACUUUCGUGUUCCCCCAUUUCCUCUCACAAAAGAUUUUACAAAGUACUUCCACACAAAUGAAUUCUGUUAGAUCAAAGAAAUAUCCUGAAAAUCUAUCUCAUCAGAGUCACCAUGGAUACGGAUUCGAACGGUAUAGGAACUUGCCACAGUACCCAAAAUUCAGGAAUGGUUUCGGAAAUUCACCCUUGGCAAGUAGUACAUCUCCGCACGG
This is a messenger RNA of Stegodyphus dumicola, 2739 nucleotides long. RefSeq lists its product as uncharacterized. Lineage: Eukaryota; Metazoa; Arthropoda; Arachnida; Araneae; Eresidae. The record is from RefSeq and is a predicted model, not a curated record.